This is a messenger RNA of Gordionus sp. m RMFG-2023, 783 nucleotides long. Its product is annotated as histone-lysine N-methyltransferase, H3 lysine-79 specific-like. Gene Ontology annotation, cellular component: cytoplasm. The record is from RefSeq and is a predicted model, not a curated record. NCBI's taxonomy places the organism in Eukaryota, Metazoa, Nematomorpha, Gordioida, Chordodea, Parachordodidae. Gene Ontology annotation, molecular function: mRNA binding; translation regulator activity; zinc ion binding. Gene Ontology annotation, biological process: positive regulation of cytoplasmic translation. Bases 1 to 783 code for a protein of 260 amino acids. The transcript has a single exon.
AUGGAAAUUGAAAAUAAAAAAAAGAAAGAAAUUGAAAGAAUAGAACAAGAAAAAAAAGAUAUAGAAUUUGAAAAGUUGAAAAUGGAAAUGACAGAAAUUAAAAGAAUAGAACAAGAAAAAAAAGAAAUAGGAAUUGAAAAUAAGAAAAAAGAAUAUGAAAGGGAAAUUGAAAGAAUAGAAGAAAAUAAAAUUGAGAAAUUGAAAGGAGAAAUGAAAAUAGAAUGGGAAGAGGAAAGGAAUAAAAUAGAAGAAAUGGCCAUAAAGGAAAGAGAAGAAAAGGAAAAGAUUGAAUUAAAGAAAAAAGAAGAGGAAAUACAGAAAAUAGAAAUGGCAGAAAUGAAAAUAAAAAUAAAGGAGUUGGAGGAGAAAAUUGUAAAUAAAAGAAUAGAACAAAAUUAUAAAGGUCAAAAAGAAUGUUAUAAUUGUGGAAAAUUUGGGCAUUUAAAAAGAGAAUGUAAUGCCAGGGUAAAUCCAGGAGUUAUACCAAAGAUAUGUAAAAGAUGUGGAAAUAAGGGUCAUAAUGCGGAAGAAUGUUACGUUCCAGCGUACAAAUUAGUGAAUGGGAACCAAAAAAAUGAAAUAUAUUGUGAAAAUUGUGGGAAUUUAGGACAUACUAAGGAUAAGUGUUAUAAAAAUGAACAAGGUGUUUGCAAAGCGUUUCCAGCGGUGGAAUACGUAGGAAAUGAGCAGAAAAAUAUAGUUAAAAGAAUUAAUAGAGAGGAUAUAACUUGUUAUAAGUGUCGAAAUAUUGGGCAUUAUGCGAAGGAUUGUACAGUAGGAUGA